Molecule: messenger RNA, 1434 nt
Organism: Candidozyma pseudohaemuli
Lineage: Eukaryota; Fungi; Ascomycota; Pichiomycetes; Serinales; Metschnikowiaceae
Gene: MIG1
Product: transcription factor
Exons: 1
Coding region: 1-1434 (477 amino acids)
Cellular component (GO): cytoplasm; nucleus
Molecular function (GO): RNA polymerase II cis-regulatory region sequence-specific DNA binding
Source: RefSeq, a predicted model, not a curated record
AUGGAAAAGAAGAAGGGGGACAGACCUUACAAGUGCACGAUGUGCGACAAGGCCUUCCACAGGCUUGAGCAUCAGACGAGGCACAUUCGAACCCACACGGGUGAGAAGCCCCACCCUUGCACGUUUCCAGGUUGCAAUAAACGUUUCUCUCGUUCAGAUGAGUUGACGAGACACUUGAGAAUCCACAAUAAUCCGGCGAGCCGAAAGAGACCCAAUAAGUACCGCCAGGCCGACCCCAAGGAGCAAUCCUCCAUGAACGGUGUCCCUAUGGCAUCUAUUCCCGUCGGAUACGAUGGCCAACAACCUCAUUACUACCCUCCAGGCGCCUACCCAGUUUACUUUGUGCAGCCGGGAAUGCAGCCUAUCCAGGGCAUCCAGCAGUUCUCGCAAGUUCAGCAGAUUCAGGGCCACUACGCUGUGCCUCCAGGACAAGCAAUCGCUGUUCCUGUUUCCUACGAAGAUGGUCAAUACGUCGCUCAGCAUGUCCCGCAAGGCGUGCCAGUCCAGGGCGUUCCUGUGAACCACUACCUGACCUCGCCUAGCGAGACGCAAUCUCCUCCACAAUAUGGCCAGAAGAGUAUGGCACAGAUAGCAAAGCCUUUAGCCUCUCGCUUUGGUGCUCAGGCUUUGUCGCCAUCCACCGGUUCGCUCGGAAAGACCAGCAGUCUGGUGUCCAUCGGUUCGGCUGCUAAUACUUCUCAAGUGUUCAGCAACUCCAACACCGGCUCCCUGCCCAACUCAUCCGCUGCAUCAUCAACAAAUUCACCCGAAACCGCCAAGUCAGUCAAUCCCUUGAAGCCUGUGUCUCAGCAGAAUCAAACACCCUCGUUCUCAAACCUUAACGAUUACUUCCACAGGCUGCGUGCAUUCGGUUCCAACAGCUCGCUCAACAAACUCAAGACAAGCAGCUCACUGGGUAAUUUGGGAAACUUGAGCAGCUCGCUCUCUUCCUUCCAAAGAAUGACCCCUCUCAAGGUGACCUCGCCCUCGGCCCUGUUCCAGCUGGGAAUCAAGAAGCCAUCUUCUCUGACGCAACUCAACCUCGAGUUCACACAGCCAGUCAAGAAGUCUAGGCCAAACUCCCCGACUGGAUCGGCAGUCAACUUGUACAUGACGCCAAGUGUGGAUAGAAGCUUCACGAAUUCUCCACCAAGGCCUCACUCUGCCAUUACAACCCGCACGGGUAACCCUGCUUUCAUAAUCUCUCCUAACGAGACUCCACUCCAGACGCCGUCCCACUCCCCUCCACUACAAGCACAAAACUUGCCAGAGAAGGGGUUGAACUCGACGUACUUGUUUAGUGAGUUGGAGAAGCAGAAGCAGAAGGCAUCUGAGAGUAUAGCCGACAGCGGUACGACGCUUCCACCGAUCAGGUCGGUGUUCAAUUUCUCGAAGCAAGAUGGGUUGCAGCCUCUUCAUAUUCGGAAGGAAUAA